Messenger RNA from Drosophila montana, 17814 nucleotides. It is a transcript of the gene HUWE1, whose product is annotated as HECT, UBA and WWE domain containing E3 ubiquitin protein ligase 1. Gene Ontology annotation, cellular component: cytoplasm; nucleus. The record is from RefSeq and is a predicted model, not a curated record. The coding region runs from base 344 to 17077 and encodes 5577 amino acids. NCBI's taxonomy places the organism in Eukaryota, Metazoa, Arthropoda, Insecta, Diptera, Drosophilidae. Gene Ontology annotation, biological process: protein polyubiquitination. Gene Ontology annotation, molecular function: ubiquitin protein ligase activity; protein binding. The transcript has 19 exons.
UUCUAAAGUAUAAGUGUGUAAGUGCGUGCUGAGGGAAUUUUACAAACUGAAAUUACAAUUGUCAAACCAAAUAAGAACGUUUUUAGAUCGAAAAUAAGAUAACAAUAAUAGCAGCAAUAUGCUGCGGUUUAAUGUAAAUUUUAUUGAAGACUUUGACGUAUAAAAUUUGAACAACUCGAUGCAAAGCUAUUACAAGCAAGAAAAAAACGAAACGAUAAACUGAAUUUGAACGCAUUAUAAUACGAAUUAAUAAGAUUGAGAAGACAGAAAACGCACCAACUUGAUUGAACCAACCACAUACGCACGGCGGCGUCGGCAGCUAACGCAGCAGCAGGCGUCAGCCAUGAAGGUGGACACCGUUAAACUGAAGAAAGGCUCUUCGGAGCUAACUUCAGAAUGUCGCGAAUUAAUUGAUGAAUUAACCAAACGACGCACGCGUGCCGAGCUGCUUGAAUUUUUGGACACUGUGCACGUUUGGAUUUAUGGUAAAUGUGAAUUAUAUCAUUGGAUUGAAAUAUUGGAUCGCUUUGACAAAAUACUCGAGGAGGCGGCCCGCCAUGUCAAUGCCAAUGAGUUUGUACUGCAGUGCGACACAACAUUUAUUGAAUCGGAUGUUACUCUGCUGUUGCACGUACUCAAUUUCACAACUCUGCUGAUUGAGCACUCGUUCUCGCGCCAUUUGUACAAUUCAAUUGAGCACUUGACGCAACUUUUAUCAUCACAGAACAUGGACAUUGUGCUGGCCGUGCUGAAUCUGCUUUACAUGUUCUCGAAACGCAGCAACUUCAUUCCACGUUUGCCGUUUGAGAAAAAGGAGCUGCUUAUUGUCAAACUUUUCAAUAUCGCUGAGCGUUGGGGCGAUCCAAAUUACGGACUAUCGCUUAAGGACUGCUGCAUUGGUGAGCCAAAGCUGGAGUUCCUUUAUCAGCUGUGCAUCGAUUAUGUCGAUGAGCAUGGACAUGCCGCACAGCUUGAAAUACCUGACAUGAUGGAUCUCUGCCAAACAGCGGCAGCACCCGAGGUUAUAAAAACAAUAGCCGGACAGAUCUCAAAGCCCAGUGAGGCCAUUAAGAUGCGUAUUGCACAUCGUGUGCGCCUUAUCUCUGGCUUCAACAAUUAUAAGUUGCGUUUGCAAUUUGUACAGGCACGUCUGCAGGCUGUGUCCAUAUUGAUAUAUUCAAAUGCGCUGCAGGAUAAUACAGACAAGGUGCUCUAUCCUGGCUUCGGCGAGGAGCUAUGCGAACUGAUCGACAAGGAGGAUGUGCAUUUGGUGGAAAUACGUGCCGCAGUGCUGCGCACACUCACAUCAAUGCUACACUUUGAUCGCAAUCCCAGUGUGCCAAGCAGAGCUGGAUCCCGUUUGAUGAAAAUUGUGCAUUAUACGGGCGCUGAACGACAGGGCGGUACGUUGCCGCUGCUGGUGCGCGAUUGCAUCGAUAAUUUAACCACACAUGGCCUAACGGAGCGUUAUCCAUUGAUAUUGGCCACCUCGCUAUUCUCGCUGCUUUACCAUCUGGCCAGUUAUGAGCUGGGCGGUUCGGCACUUGUCAAGAGCGGCAUGAUGCAGUCACUGUUGCGCGUCAUAAGCUGGCCCGGCGUUGAUCUGGAGCACAUAACAUUUGUGACACGCGCAGUACGCGUUAUUGAUCUAAUCACCAACAUAGACAUCGCACGUUUCCAUCAGAAUAAUGGUCUCAAUGUCUUUAUCGAUCGUCUCGAGAAGGAGAUCAAGAGCUGUUGUCGUGCCCUGGCCGAAAUUGGCAUCACACUGAAGGAGUCAACGCUGCGCGACGAGCACAGCCUCACAGAUAAAUUGGACAGCUCGCUGGAGCAGGCAGAUGAUGAUGAUGCUGCCACGGAGAAUGCAUCGGUAGCCAGCGGCAGCGCAUCGCCGCGUCGCGAUAAUUCGAGCAGCGAUGGCAGCGGUAGUGCCAGCGAUCAUGCUCAGCGUGCCUAUCGCGUCUAUAUGGAGCACAGCGGCGGUGAUCAGCCGCGAGGUGCUGGUGCUGGCACACCUGCCGGUUGGAUGGACAUUCGAUCACGCGGUUCGGGCAUACAUGCGCUGAGCAGCCUGGCCGCAGCAGCCAGCAGCAGCAGCGGCGGCGAUGCGGCUGCACGCGGCAGACCCGUACAGUAUCCAGCCAAUAGCUAUUAUGCGCGUCCGCUCGCCGAGCGCAAAGCAGAGCUGUCCUCACAGCUGCCCAGCAGUUUGCAGCCAAAGAAACCAUCAUGUGUGACCCAGCGGGCGGCGCUGCUAAAAUCAAUGUUGAACUUCUUAAAGAAGAGCAUACAGGAUCAUGCACAUUUUAGUAAUAUGCGCAACAUUAUGGAGACCAGCUUGACACAAUCGCUGCGUCACAUUAUCGCCAAUGCCGAGUAUUAUGGGCCAUCAUUGUUUUUGUUGGCCACCGAUGUGGUCACCGUUUAUGUAUUCAAUGAGCCAUCGCUAUUGUCGUCGCUACAGGAUUUGGGCAUAACCAGUGUGAUGCUUAAGGCGCUGCUGCAAAAGGAUGUGCCCGCAACACGCGAGGUGCUUGGCUCCUUGCCAAAUGUCUUUUCGGCGCUGUGCCUUAACGAGCGGGGACUCUUUGAGUUUUUGUCGUAUGAUCCAUUUGAUAAGGUAUUGAAGGUUCUGCUCUCACCGGACUAUCUGGUGGCUAUGCGCCGACGCCGCAGCUCAGAUCCAUUGGGUGAUACGGCUACCAAUUUGGGCAAUGCCAUGGAUGAUCUUAUCAAGCAUCAUCCAUAUUUGCGUUCCGAUGCUACCGAAGCAAUUGUGCGGCUGCUUAAUGAAUUGGUGCGCCUUGGCUCUGAUCCCAGUUUUAUAUGCUGGCGUGCCAAUAAGGAGAGCAGCGCGGCAAAUGCCACACACAGUGCGGCACCAUCAACGCCCUCUCCAUCGGCUAUGGUCAUGGUGGCAGCUGGACCUGUGCUGCAGAGUGCUGCAGAUAAUAACGAUAGCAGCGGCGAUGAUGAUGAUGAUGACGAUGAGAUGAGCUCCGCAUCACAGCAGCAGCAACAACAACAGCAGCAACAGUCGCGUGCAGCACAGCAGCAGCAGCAACAACAGCAUCCUAUUGCAGUCAAUCGCCCACAGCAGCCGCAACAACAACAACAACAAAUGCAGCAGCAGCAGCCGCAACAGCAACAACAGUUGCAAACGCAACAGCAGCAAACACAACAACCGCAACAGCCUGAACGCGAGGCCAUACCCCUAAUUGAUUAUAUACUUAAUGUGAUGAAAUUCAUAGAGGCAAUCUUCAGCAACAGUCCAAAUGGUGAUCAUUGCCGUGAGUUUGUACAAAAGGAUGGCUUAACGCCCAUAUUGCAGCUGCUAUCGCUGCCCAAUUUGCCGGUAGAUUCGCCCGUAUCAACCACAUCGCAGGCUGUGGCCAAUGUCUGCAAGGCCAUACUGAGUCAGGCACAGGAGACCAAAGUGCUGGAUGUGGCGCUCAAGCAGCUGGCCGAUAUUGUGGCACAACUGAAGCCACUCAUCAAGCAUUUCACAUUUCCCGGCGGCAGUGUUCUGCUCGCCGAGCUUGUCUGUUGUCAGCGUUUGGAGGAUGGUUUUGCCAAUGCCGAAUAUACGCCCAUUUUGCACAACAUGAGCUUUGUGCAUGGCUAUGUGGUGAUGUUGGUGCAUCUGUGUCGCAAUGCAUCCACCGAGAUGCGAACGGUGCUGCUGAAACGUUGGGGCGCCAAUCGUGAGACGGGCGUACAGCUGCUACAACAGCUUGUCCAGCUGUAUAUAUCGCUGGUGUGGGAGAGCACCAUAUUAUUGAAUUUAUGCUCGGAUGAGCCCACACAGCAUCCGGAUCUCAUUUGGGAUGAAAUCGCUGCACAAAUGUCUGCCGCCGCCGGCACAGCGGAUCCCAUGACUGAAGCCGAAUUGUCGCGUAAAUUGGAACGCGCUGCUGAAUUUCGUACCAAAUAUACACCCGAAGAGCAAUUUCGCUAUAUCAAAUCCCUAUUGGCGGCAAGUUCGCGUCUGGGACGCGCCCUAGCUGAAUUGCUGGGCACACUGGUCAAGCUAUCGGUUGGCUCACCACAGACGCGCCAGCGUCGCAUCAAUGACCUCAUUAGCAACAUUAAUAAAGUUCCUACGCCCGAGGCGCGCGAAAUUGCCCGCAUACUCAGCUCGAUACUGGUGAAUGGAUUUAGUCAUGAGAGCAUUUUACCAAAACCGGUGCCCAAAUUGAAACUAACCUUUCUCAUCUGUUCGGUUGGGUUUACCGGUCCUAUGCUGUUCGAUGAUAAGCGCAGCGCCUUCCAUUUGAUGAUCUCACAAUUCUGUGCUGAGAAUGGCCUGAAGGCAUUUUUCGAGAUGUUCUAUUGGGCCCUGUCACUGGAUAAUGUCUCGCAGAAAUUUGUAUUUGAUCAAUGGGCACCGCUGGAUGAUCUAAUGCAAUCGCACGAAGAUGAUAAACGAGAUUGUCCAGAGGGUACUGGCGAAUUUUUGGAUGCCUGGCUGCAGUUGCUCGAGAAAAUGGUGAAUCCACGGGCCAUGCUCGACUCACCAUACACAAUGAGUCCACGUCUCAAUUAUAUGCCGGAUAGUGUGCCAUUUGAGCCAAUUUUCUAUCUCAUCCAUAUCCAUCAGCUGGCCAUGCAGGCGCUGCGUCGCAUCUGGUGCCGUCGACCCAUACCAAAUUAUGGCGCCAGCAUGUUUGAGACAAUCCUGCUGAUACUCAAACAUCUCAUCAAGUCACAUCAGAUGCUGCUCGAUCGCUAUCAUACGCGUAUGAAGGAGAUCAAAUUCGAGAAUCUUUAUAUACGCAGCACCGACGAUGGCCUCAAUGCGGAUCACAUCAAGACUCUGACCGAUAUGGGCUUCCGUCAUUAUCACAUUAUCGAAGCGCUGCGCAGUAAUGCCUCACUUGAGGAGGCCACCGAUUAUCUGCUUAACAAUCCGGAGGCAAGUGCUCUAUCCCAUUCCGGACAGGGACAGACUGGGCCCGGCACUGGUACUGGCUCAACACAAAGCCUAUCACAGGGCAGUUCCGCAUCGAAUGCAGCUGUUGCUGGUGAUAUGGACAUUGAUAUGGAGUUGCCGGGCAGCGGUGGUGCCGCCGCCAAUGCUUCCACAUCCAGUUUGGCCACAGAUGCUGCCGGUGAUGCUGCUGCCGCUGCCACUGCCGCUGCCGCUGCCGCACCCGCUCUGGUUGUCAAACCGGCCGCAACAAGCGGCUAUGAUUAUAGGCAAUUGAAAUUGAUGCCGCCAUUCAUAUUUGAUCGGUUCUGCGAUGAGGCCGUGUCGCGUGCCUUUGAAUUCAUGGAGGCCAUACCGGAUACAGUCAAUAGCGCCGCCGAUCUUAUAGCGGUCCUCUACAGACGCCUCAAUCAGCUGAAUCGUCAGGUGUUUGUCACCAAUUUUGUGCGCAACAUUAUACAGUGGGUGGACUUUACGCUGCAGCUAUUUGAGCCGGCAUCAGCGGCAGCCAGUAGCGGAGCUGCAGGUGCCCAAUCCGUACCCAACCAGCCGGGCAAUGGCAAUAAUAGUAAGCCAGCGCCGAAGCCAGGUCGUUUGGAGGAAUGCUUGACAGGCAUGACGGCUACACGUUUAUUUGUGCGAUUAAAAACAUCCACAUUGUUGCUGGAGGAGAACUACAGUGAUAUGCAUCGUCCAUUGGUCGAGGCGAUAACUGCACAGGAUGCGAUGGUCUCGCUUGUCAAAUUGCUUGACUGCAUGAGCCAAUGGAUGUUGGAGCAAUCGCAAAUUGUGGAUAACCAGACACGUGCAACGGUGCCGCGUUGGGUGCAAAAUCUGGUCGAUCUCAUUGAUGCCAUCGAUAGCAUCAGUCAUAUAUUGCAGCGCAAGGCCAACAUGCGUGCGGUUAGCAGUGAUCUGUGGCGUUGGUAUGAUGCCUCCACGGGCAAAUGGAAUGCCUAUUCGGAGGCUAACAAUGAACUAAUACGCAGCGCCUAUGCUGCCGGCGAGCGUUGGCUUCACAUCAACAUUGGACGCCAGCGUUGCACGGUUAGCUUCAAUUGCAUGACCCAGGUGAGCGAUGCCUCUGGCAGUCAUCGUCCCGUUUAUCCGGCGUUGAAAAUAUGCGAGGCCAUCAGUCAAUUGCAAAAUCCGAUAGCUCCACAAAAAAUUGAUAAUAUAUUGAAUCGUGUGGUGCGCACAGCGCCCGAUGGCAACGGUACCAUACAAUCCGAUGAGCUGGUGCCGUUGCGUCAGCUUAUCAAUUUCAAUGAACCCGCCACAGCACCACCACCGCCAACGCAGGAGUCGUCGUCGUCAUUGUCGUCGGCGGCGGCGACGGCACAGGGCGAGGAGUCGACCAGCGCCGCAACUGCAGCCAAUGAUGAGCUGGGUAGCAAUUAUUCACCACCGCCCGCCAUGACCACGCGCAGCAAGUCGCGUCAGAAGAGCGCUGCCGCUGCAGCCAAAGCAAAGGCAGCCGCAGCUGCAGCAUCCAACACUGGCACCAACAACAACAACAACAACACUAGCAAUGCCACCAGCACCAACACGACGGGCACAUCCGCAAUACCCAAACGCACCCAGAAAAUUGUGCUGAACGAGGAGAAUGUGGGUCUCAGUAAAUUCGAUUGUGGCUACAUUAUUGGCAGCAUUGUGGCCCUGUUGCAGCCCACCCAGCUGCUGCAUCACGAGACAAAGUUAUCCCUGUUGCGGCUAUGUGCGCGACUCACGCGCAACUUUGAGAACGCCCAGGUGUUCAUACGCUGUGGCGGUGUGCGCAUGCUGCUCCAUUUACAGCAGUCGUGCAGCUUUAUGGGCUUUCCCACCUAUGCCAUUAUAAUAUUGCGUCAUGUGCUUGAGGCGCCACCGGUGCUGCAGGAGGCCAUGGAACGUGUGCUGGGCAUGCGCGCCGCUGGCAUUGUGCCGGUGGGUCAUCGUGAUCUCAUCUAUGUACUUACCCAGGUCUCGACGGCGGUUUCCCGUGAUCCAAAGAUUUUUGUGGCCGCUGCCAAGGAGAUGCUCAAGGGCGAGUAUAUGAUCAAUGCGAACAGCACCAGCAAUUUGAUUGAUGAUGGACGCGUCAUGGUCAAAUCCAAAUUUGGACAACAGCCGAACGCAGCAGCCGCAGCCGCAGCCGCUGGUGCUGGUGCUGCAACAUCGGCCACACAGAAAGAGACACCACCGACCAAAGAUGACAUCAUCGAUGAUCCGAUGGUGCAAUCAUCCAUUUCUGUGCUAAAGGAGCUGCUCCUGGCACUGGUUCAGCCCUGUUGCCAUUAUGGCGGCACCGCUACCGAUCAACAGCAGCAAAAUGCAGCCGAGCUGCUGCUGCCAGAUCAGCCGCCAGGCGCUGCAGGCUCUAUUGGUAACCCCGAUGAUGAGGAAACAUCGCAUACAUUGAAGAAAACUGGUGGCUCAGCGACACCAUCGACUGGUGCUGGUUCUUCGGCAGCCGGCGGUUCGGAUAAGUUCGAGCCCUGCUGCUGUACCUGGCAUAUACCGACCAGUGCACAUAGCCACAACAAGCCGACAUUGUCGCGUGCCACAUUGCUUAAGCUAUUGGCGGACACGACGCGCGCGUAUCAAUCGCUGGUGCCGCGCGUGCUUCUCUCGCAUGUUUAUGCGCCAGCGGAUAGUCCGCUGAUUGGCAGCGGGCCGCAAACAUUUUUGGCUGUGCUGUUGGAUCGUUUCCUGCCGCUAACCCAGCGUCAACAUGUGCCCGAGGUGAGCACCAUGGCGCGUGUGCUGCUCUGUUCGCUAUCCGAUUGCUAUCAGCAGACGGGCGUUCAGCAGCAGGUGGCCGAGGAGCUGCAUGCGGCCGUGUCACGUACACUCGCUCAACCGGACUCGGCGGAGAAGCAUACACGUCUUCAGGUGCUAAUGAGCCUGUUCCCCAAUCUAAUUGAAUCGCCCAUGCUGUACGAUAAGGUACAUAUGCAUCGGAAUACCAUGUACCGUGUGCUGUUGCGUCAGGGUGUCAUGACCUAUCUGACCAAGGUGGCCCAAUAUAAGGAUUUGUCCAAUCACAACACACUGAGCACCCUCGGCGCCAUAUUGCGUCCCAUGGAGAUACUGUUGCGCUUCAAUGUGGCCACAACAACGCUCGGCUCGAAGCGCAUACUCUUUGGCGGCGCCAGUUCGGCCGCCAACGGGGCCAACAAUGGCAACAGCAAUGCCAAUGGCCUGAGCGGUGGCAAUACGGUGAGCGCCAUUAUAAAUCGUCGCCUCUAUCCCCGUCUUGCUGCACGCACCGCGGUCAGCGCCGCGGUGGAUCGCUCGAAUGCUAUGGGCGGUGGUGAGCAUGUACUCCGGGAUAUUAUACGCAAUGUGCUAUCGGAUCGUCGACAUGCAUUUGAGUUUAUCUUCAAUUCGGAUGAGAUGGCUGUAGACUCGGAGGAUUCAGCACCGCAGGCAGCGUCUGGCUCGGCCGCUGGCAACAGCGGACCGGGCAUAAUUGGUAAUCACAAUGCAGCCGCCAUCGAUGUGGUCGAUGAGCGCAGCAAUGGCACCGAGGCCGCUGAGCCGCCGCCACCCGCUGCGGCAGCCGGCAGCGCUGUGCGUCCGGUGCUAAAUUUCGAUCAGCUAUGGGAUGAUUUCCUGCAAUGCGAGGGUCUCUUUCUGGCCUCGCGCGGCCAGAACAGUGCCGGCAAUGGCAAUUCCAAUGGUGCUAUCGGUCCUGUCACCGCUCAGCAGAAUAUCAGCAAUGCCAGUGGCACGGGACAAGCCCUUGGCGUCGUCAUUGGCAGCUCAGCAGCCAGCUCGGCCGUUGGCAACAUAGGUGAUCCACGUUUGCGCAACAGCUCGGAUGUCGACGUUGACGGCAGCGGCGGUGUCGGCGGCGGCAGCAAUUCGGCUGGCAAUGCUUCCGGCAGCGCCGUCAAUGACAACGGCUUGAGCGGCAACGGCGGUGGCAGCGGUGGCGGCGGCGGCGGCAGCGAUGGCGCCUCCACAUCAUCGGAUACCGGUGGCGGUAACGGCAACGGUGGCAGCACUGUUGGCGGUGGCGGUGGCGGUGGCGGCGGUGGCAGCGGCGGCGGCGGCGGCAGCGGUGGCAAUGGACGUGGUCCACGCAUUGCACGCGAUAUGAACGCCUCGUUGUUGGGUGAUGUGAGCACAAGUGAUUCAGAUUCGGAGGCAUCUACCGAGAAUGAUGAACGCAACGCUGAGGAGGAAGACGAUGACGAUGAUGAUGAGGCCGCCGACGAGGAUGUGGACGAGCAUAGCGAGACCGAUGUGGAUGAAGAGCGUCCGCGUCAAUUUAUUGAAGUAUUUGACCAUAUCUAUGAGCCUGAGUCCUCAGAAACGGCAUCAAACGAUGCCGAUGUCGAUGCCGAGGAUGAUGAUGAGGAUGAAGAUGAGGAUGACGAUGACGACGACGAGGAUGAUGAGGAUACACGUGCUCGCAACGCUGAUGAUGCUGCUCUAAUCGACGAAGUGCUCGCCCAAGUGAAUGGUACCGGCAACAGCACAAGCAGCUCGGCAGCGGCCAAUUCCAAUAAUCGACCACGUCGCAGUGCCGCCAUUGAGCCCAACGGUGGCACCGGUGCCGGCAACGACAAUCGCAUGGAUGACUCGGGCCGCGAUGCCAAUGCCUAUUUGUAUGAGCGUCUGGGCAGUGACAGCGGUGGUCAUGGUAGUCAUGGACACGGGCAUGGACACUUGAUGCCACAACCACCGUCCAAUUUCCGGGUGCGCAUGAAUAGCUCGAUUGCCCUACCCCUGGAUAUUGAUGUAAAUGGUGGUGGUGGUGGUGGUGGCGGUGGUGGUGGUGGUGGCGGUGGUGGUGCCUCGUCCUCGUCAGCUGCAGCUGCCGCCGGCGGUGGACGCAACAAUUCGACUGCCAAUUCUGUGGCAGCCGCAUUGCGUUCCUCAUCCGAUUCAUGGAUGGCACCAGACUUCAAUUUCAUUGGCAGAAGCGGCGCCGAUGCCAAUGCGGCUGACGUCAAUGUAAAUGCAUUUCUGCCGCCCGCCAUGGUUCAAAUGGAACGCAAUGCCGGCGGUGGAGCUACCAAUAAUCAGAAUAUGAGCAAUCUGCUCGAUGAACAGCCACCAGCUGCUGCCAUUGGCACUGGCAAUACUGGCACUGCCAGCGCUGGCGGCGCCUCCACCACAGCCGCCAGUCAUCCCAAUAACAAUUCCUCGCUGUGCAACAAUGGUGUGCGCCGACGACUCCUCUAUCUGGAUCAGCAGUACUGUGUGUGCAUGCCAACCCAUCAGAAUCCAACCGAGGAGACACAAAUGGAGAUGUUCACCCAGGACGCGCUCCAUUGGUGGCUGGAGGAAGCCAAAGCCCUAGACAUGGAAAGUCAAACCGAUGCAUGCCUCUAUGCGGCACAUUUCCUGCUGCCGCAUUUGAUCAAAGAACUGAAAUUGGCUCAUCAGCAGCGCAAACAGGAGGAGGCCAAUCGUCAGGCGUCAGCAGCAGCUACUGCUGCUGCCAUAGCUGCCGCCUCCAAUUCUGGUGCUGGAGCUGCAGCUGCAGCUGGAGCUAGUGCUGGUGCGGGUGCGGGUGCGGGUGCUGGUGCUGCCACCACUGCCGCCGCCGCACCCGCUGAACCAGCCGCAGCUGCGACAGCUGCAAAUCCAAAUCUAAAUGCCAGUGCAAGUGCAAGCGCAAGUGCAAGUGCAAGUACCAGUGUCACAACGGGCGUGAACAAUGUCAACAGUUGGCUAACGAAUUCAGCUUCGACAACCACAACCAGCAGCAGCAACAGCAGCAGUAGCUCCAGCGCGAUAGCGCCGCCGCCGCCACCGCCGGGCGCGGCAACAACAACAACAACGGCGGCAACCAACAAUUUCCGAAGUUCGAUACCCCGACUGAUUCCAUCGAUGCAGUUCGUGAAUGCCGCAUCUCUGGCAACGGUGACCACAGCAACGACUCCAUAUGGCGGUAGCAGCAUUGUAACCGCCAGCACCACAAUUCAGCCAACACUGGCGGCCACCAACAGCAGCAACAACACCAGCAACAACAGCAGCAGCAGCAGCAGCAGCAGCAACAAUACAGCUGCUGCUGGCGGCGGCGGCGUUGAGCCACGACGUCCACGUCAUCGCAGCAAUGCCUCGCGCCAUCAGGCGCUCUAUAAUAUCUAUGCUGAAAUUGAUUUGACCAAUGAGCAGGAGUCGGUUGGUGCCUCCGGUGCCGGUGCGUCGGGCAUUAACGAUAUGCCGCCACGGCCUCCGCAACAUUCGCAGCCGCAACAGCAAGCGCCGCCACAACUGUUCCCCAGUGCCCAGGGUCCGUCGAAUGCGGCUGGCAGUGCUAUACCGCCAUCGCAUCCACCACGUCAUCCACCAGUACCACAUCUGCCGUCCAGCGGUCGACCAUCGCGUACUCGUACACGCGCCGAAGUAGCUGAAAUCCUGGAGUUUGGGAUGAACGAGCCACGUCAGAACUCGACGCGCCGCAACAACAAUGCCAAUGCAAACGCGAACUCAUCGCGGACCGCCGGCGCUGGCCCGUUGAAUGCUCGACAAUCGGUGCCCAAUCGCGAUAUGCCCGCCGCCCGCCUGCAACGUGUAUCGAUACAGGCCGGACGCAGUAAUUCCGGUGAUACUGGCUCCAAUGAUGAGCAAUGGCGCGAUUCGCCAGUUCGCAUGCCGCCUAGUGCUGAUAUGAAUUUACCGUUGCCGCCAACGCUGGAUGUGGUGCCAGGCAUGCUGAAUUUUACCGAUCCUCCACCGCCACCGCCGCCAGAACAGCAAGAGCAGCAGCAGCAACAACAGUCACAGCUGCCAUCGAAUGAUCCAGAAGAAGUGGAGCAGCCGGAGGAGUCAGAAUCCGAGCAGGACCUGGUGCCAGAUUUUUCUGAUGUUACAGAUCCAACCACUCUCUUUGCACCGGCCCCGCCAGCGGUGUCUAUAUCCGAGCUGGCCGCUCAGCUUAUGGCCAAUGACCAGCACGAUGAGGCACGGGAUAUAUUGAGCACUGUACCUGAACCCUAUCAUCAGCUAAAUCGCGCAACUCUAUCCGCUGUGGCCGCAGCUGUGGUGGCUGCCGUUGAGGCAGAUCCAUUGCCAGAUUUGCCCGAUAUAGAGCCGCCCGAAUUGGAUUUAGAGGUGCGUCCCCAUGACCCGGUACCCGAAACAGAUUCUAGUUCUGGUCUAGAUUUCGGUGCCGCCGACGAAGCGCCUGCCAACGAUGUGGAGGCUAAUAGCUUAGAAGAUACUGCUGCUGCUGCUGCUCCUCCUCCUGCGUCUGCUUCUGCUUCUGCUGCUGCUGCUACUGCUACUGCUACUGCUAGUGAAGCAGCACCAGCAGCUGCAGCUGGCGGCGCGACAGGAGGCUCCAGCGCUACAGCCAGUGCCGUUGUCACAGACAUGAGUCCCGAGGUGCGUGCCGCAUUGGGAGACCUAGAGGUGCCAGAGGGCGUUGAUCCCUCAUUCCUGGCCGCCUUACCCAGCGAGAUGCGCGAGGAGGUUAUACAGGAGCAUUUGCGGAUGCAGCGCAUACGCCAGCGUGCCCAGCAGAAUGCCAUACAAAUUGCACACGAUUCACUGGUCGAGGUUAAUCCCGAAUUUCUGGCCGCACUGCCGCCCAACAUACAGUCGGAGGUGCUUAUGCAGCAGCGCAUCGAACAGCAGCGUCAGGCGGCGCAGAGCGCCAAUCCCGAUGAUCCUGUCGAUACCGCCGCAUUCUUUCAGAAUCUGCCCGAAAAUUUGCGUCAAGCUAUACUAACCGACAUGGAGGAGUCACAGAUAGCCAGCCUGCCACCGGAACUGGCUGCCGAGGCGCAAUUCCUGCGUCGCGACUGGGAAUCGCGCAACGGCGCCCGCAUGGAUGCCCAUCCACCCAGCAAUGCGCUGUCCCGCUUCCAGUCAACUCUGCAGAAUUUGGAUGAGGCGCGCUGGCAUAGCGCCAUUUGGUACGAUGCCAGCGGCAAUGCGCAGCCGCAACAUCAUCAGCACACGACAAUUGUGCAUCAUCAUCACAUUGCGCCGAGCACUGGAAAGCCGCUCGCUCUGCUCAUGAUGGAGGAUGAGAAUAUACUGCUGGAUCCGGAUUCGCUGGCCACGCUUUUGCUGUUCCUCUUUGUUGAGGAUCAGAAGGUGAACAGCGUGCGUUUGCAUCGCGUCAUACGCAAUCUAUGCCAUCAUGAGCCAACACGCGACUGGAUAAUUAAAGCCCUGAUUAGCAUCAUACAGAAGACAAACGAGGAUAAUUCGAAUUUUGGUGCAGCCAAUUCGGGCAGCAAACCCGAAUGGCUUAAGCUGCGCGUCGAUGCCGCCUUUGGCUAUAAGAGCAAUAUAUUCCUAAUCAAUCGGAUGUACGAGGGCAGCGCACGCAGCAUCAGCAUCAAUCCGCAGGCAGCGCAAAUGAUAGUGCGCAAUUGUCUUGAUUUGCUCUUCGUCCUGGCCAAGCACUAUCCAUUCAGUUUCUUGCCCUACAAUCGUGAGCCAAAAGCGCGCGCUCGCAUGCUCAGCGCCGUCUUUGGCAUGCCCAAUGCGAGCGCCUCGGCACGUCUCGAUGAUCCGGCAGCCGUGGCCAGUCUUGUGGCAGCUGGCAAUGCUGCUGCUGCUGCUGCUGCUGCUGGUGCAAGCAGUGGUGCAGGUGGUGGUGGUGUAGGCGGAGAUUUGCGAUCACGAUAUCAUCGCUAUCAAAUGGCCAAUCGCCUGCGCGGCAUUUUGGAUGAGCAGCAACAGCAUCAACAGUUGCAACUACAGCUGCCCAAGGCGCAGCCACUGGAUGAGGCGCCAUCCACAUCGAAAGCGGCUGCUGCCAAGGCAGCUGCCAGCGCCGUCAAGCCGAGCAGUAACAACAACAACAACAACAACAACAUUGUUGAUGGCACCACCGUUGCCUAUCAAACAAAUGCGCACAACUUCUGGGACGUGGUGCUAAAUAUUGAUCGUCAGACUCCGUUGCGUUUGGCCAAUGUGUCACAGUUUCCAUUAACCUCACAGCCGGCCUGGAAAUGGCAGACCAAUAAUAGCGAAUUUUUAUCCUUCACCGAUUCGCCGUUUGGCCAGCUGCUCGAGAUGUUGCCGUACAAGGUUAUCUGCCGUUCGCCGCAUUUAACUGAUAUGCUGGUCAAGCUGUUGGCCUCGCUUAGCGUUGAUUUGCCCAAAGAGGAGGAACAGCAGCAGCAGCAACAACAACAACAACAACAACAGCAGCAACCACAACAGCAGCAACCACAACAACAACCACAACAACAACCACAACAACAACCACAACAACAACCACAACAACAACCACAACAACAACCACAACAACAACCACAGCAGCAGCAGCCGUUGCCGCAGCAGGAUGAGCAAAUGCCAACACAACAGCAACAACAACCACAACCCCAACCACAACAACAGGAUGAACAAAUGCCAACGCAACAGCAACAGGAUAGUCAGUUGCCGCCACUGGCGCCUCUUAGUCAAUGCCAUGAAGAGAUGCGUGACGAUGCGAGUGCAGAGGUAGCAGCAACUGCCAGCACAGCAGCUCCGGAGCGGCCACAACAGCUGUUGGCUGCAGGUCGUCAUCAUGACUCGGACGACGAUGAGGAGGAAGAUGAUGAAGACGAUGAGGAUGACGAUGACGACGAGGAGGAGGAUGAUGAAGACGAUGAGGAUGAUGAGCUAUCGCACUCGGGUGCAGUAGGCGGAACAGUGCCAAAGCCACCACCAUCAACACCAUCGCAAUCGAAUAAGCCUCGUCGCAAAAUCUAUGCCAAGAACUUCUCUCAAUUGCAGCUGGUUAUCGAGGUGCUAACACAUCAGUGCGGCACCACCGAGGGACUGGACAAUGUUACCAAACUGAUUGUGAAUCUCACACAGUGCUCGCAGGCAUCGAAUGCCAUAUUCAUACAGUACUUGACGGCAGCCAUACUCGGCCUGGCCGAGGAAGUGCGUCAGGCUAUACAGACGCUGCUGAACGAGAUUCGCGCCUACAAUACACUUGGCGGCCAACAGCAGCUGCAGCCGAAGCCGCAACAGCCGGACAAUAAGCCCAGCAGCAGCGGCAGCGCCAGCGCCAGCGCCAGCAGCAGCAAUAACAUCAUUAACAACAACAACAAUAACAACAACAACAAUAACAGUAGUAGCAGCAGCAGCAGCGGUGGCGCCGCUUUGCUAUCCAAUUUAACCGUCCAUGAGGGCACUAUGCAGGAUCGCUUCACAUCUGAAUCGGUCAUCAUAUCGGCCCCAAAGAAUGCCAAGCCCACCUGUGAACUGCAGUUGCCCUCGAUGAAGAAGCUAAUGUCCAAUUCAUCGGCACAGCCUUAUUUCCUGCGCACCCUUAAGAUCUUCAUGCAGGUGCGUGAAAUGUACGAGCUGCAGAAUAGUCAAAAUGAUGACAACAACGAGGACAUCAUUGAUAUUAUUGGCGAUUCGGGCUCAACUGUUGGAGGCAGCGCAUCUGCCUCCGGUGUCAGCAGCAUGGACACCAACGACGCUUCAAAUGUCAAUAGUUGUUCUAACAGUAGCGCUGGCAGUAGCGGCGGCGGCGCUGGCGGCGGCAGCGGCAGCGGAGGCUCAAAGAGCGCUGCUAAGCCAACGCUUAGUCAAAUACUAUGCCUGGACGUGCUGUGGCACACGUUGAGCGAGUGCCUGGUGGCCCUGGAGGAGUCCAAGGAUGAGUUUGCUGUACUGGUGCUGCAACCGACCGUUGAGGCCUUCUUCCUCAUACACGCCUCGCAUCGGGUGACACCGAAGAAGCCAGGACGUGGUGUCGCCGGCAGUGCAACUGUUGGCUCUGGCUUGCGCGUUGUCCCCCAUCCAGUGGCAUCCGAGCAUAGUCCACAACUGGAUGAUACCAAUAGCAGCAGCAGCAGCCAAGCCCAAAAUUCAGCCAGUUUUGAUGAUGAAUCGCGCUUGCAGGAUGGUUCCACAGGCGCUGCUGGUCAGCAGGUGGCGCUAACCGCACACGAGGCCCAACUUAAACAGGAUCGUCAAAAGUUUCUACAAUUCGCCGAGAAGCAUCGCACAGUGCUCAAUCAAAUUCUACGUCAGUCGGCCACACAUCUAUCCGAUGGCCCAUUCGCCGUGUUGGUUGAUCAUACACGCAUCCUGGACUUUGAUGUGAAGCGCAAAUACUUCCAGACCGAAUUAGAGCGCCUCGACGAGGGUAUACGCCGUGAGGAGCAUACUGUUAGUGUGCGACGUAUUACCGUUUUUGAGGAUUCAUUCCGUGUCCUCUAUCGUCUCGGUCCCGAGGAAUGGAAGAAUCGCUUCUACAUUGUAUUUGAGGAUGAGGAAGGCCAGGAUGCAGGCGGCCUGCUACGUGAAUGGUAUGUGAUAAUAUCGCGAGAAAUCUUUAAUCCCAUGUAUGCCUUGUUCUGCGUAUCGCCGGGCGAUCGCGUCACCUAUAUGAUAAAUCCAUCGAGUCAUGCAAAUCCCAAUCAUCUGAGCUACUUCAAGUUUGUCGGUCGAGUCAUUGCCAAGGCCGUGCAUGAUAAUAAGCUGCUGGAGUGCUAUUUCACACGCUCAUUUUAUAAACACAUCCUGGGCAAACAGGUGAAGCAUACUGAUAUGGAAUCGCAGGAUUAUGAAUUCUAUAAGGGCCUGGACUAUCUUAUGAAAAAUGAUAUAUCGACGCUUGGCUAUGAGUUAACCUUCUCCACCGAGGUGCAAGAGUUUGGCGUCACACAAAUCCGUGAUCUCAAGCCAAAUGGGCGCGACACUGCCGUCACCGAGGAGAAUAAAUUUGAAUAUGUUCAACUCGUUUGCCAGCUAAAGAUGAGCGGCUCCAUACGUCAGCAAUUGGACGCAUUCCUUGAAGGCUUCUAUGAUAUAAUUCCAAAGCAUUUAAUAUCCAUAUUUAACGAACAGGAAUUAGAGCUUCUCAUAUCCGGCUUGCCGGAUAUUGAUAUUGAAGAUCUAAAGGCAAACACCGAGUACCACAAGUACACAUCAAAAUCGGCACAGAUUCAAUGGUUUUGGCGAGCGUUGCGCAGCUUCGAUCAGGCGGAUCGUGCGAAAUUCCUACAGUUUGUCACUGGCACCUCGAAGGUACCGUUGCAGGGCUUCGGCUCCCUGGAGGGCAUGAAUGGCAUACAAAAGUUCCAAAUACAUCGCGAUGAUCGUUCCACGGAUCGUUUGCCUUGCGCACAUACCUGCUUUAACCAACUGGAUCUGCCCAUGUACAAGUCGUAUGAUAAGUUGCGCAGCUGUUUGCUCAAGGCCAUACACGAGUGCUCCGAGGGCUUUGGCUUUGCCUAAGCUGUGCCGUCCGAACACACCCAACACAACAAUUACCAACAGCUACAGCAACACACACAAACCACACACACACACACACGAAUACACACAAUUUCAAGAAUUCCUACAACAAAAACUGCGAAGAAAAAUAAUUAGAACAGCCACAGCAAAUGUGCGAUAGCAACAACAGCGACAACAUAUACAUAUAGUACAUAUAGUUAUAUAGUAUAUAUAAAAAAAAAACAUGUUGAAUUAAUUAUUAAUUUUCGCGCGUAUAUUAUAUACAAUACAUAUAUAUCUAUAUAUAUAUAUACAUGCAUAUAUAUGUAUAUAUAUAUAUUUACAUAUAUAUAUAUUUUCAUAAAUUUUCAAAAAGAGAAAGGGAAAAACCGAAGAUAAACAGUAAAAACAAGAAGAUAAAAAAGAAAUAACAACCAUGCAAAGAGCACACAAAGAAUAACAUCAUUUAUCAUAUGGGGGAAAAAAAAAAGUAUAUCAGUCAACAUCAAUGUAUUCAAAGCUGUUUUCUUAAUUUUAUAAUUUUUUUUUGCAACCCUAUUUUUGAAAAAGUAAUAAUAACACAAAAAAUAACUAAUAUAUUUUUAUUUACUUAAGUCGAGCAUAUCCCCACAUGGAUAUGUGCGAAACAAAGCAAAUGCAAAUAUGCAGAUGACGCUUUGAUUCUUGUUUAUAUAUAUAUUUAAAAAAUUAAAAAAAAAAAUACAAUAAAAUGCACGAAAAAAAAAGGAAAGGAAGAA